Messenger RNA from Spodoptera littoralis (African cotton leafworm), 943 nucleotides. Lineage: Eukaryota; Metazoa; Arthropoda; Insecta; Lepidoptera; Noctuidae. The record is from the annotation of a GenBank genome assembly.
CGAACAGUUGUGUAUAUGAGUUCUUAGUAGUCAGUUGUGAGUUUAAUUCAAAUUAUAUUUAUAUAUUAGAUCAAAAUGCUGCUUCUGCUAUUCCUGACAAUAAUUGGAACAGUUUACUCUGAAAACUGUUCAUAUAUAUACAAUGGAUCGCCAUACGAUAGAACAGCAGUUUUAACGAUAAAAGGAUUACCAACGAAUCUAGUGAUUAAUCCAGUUAAUGAUGAUCUUCACUUCACAUUAAUAGAUCUAGACAGUCUACAGAAUGACAGAGUUCAAACUAAAAUGGACCAGUAUGUAUUCAGUAAAGGCCAGCCAAUCAAAAUUGAUAAUGUAAACGGACAAGCAGCUGCAGUAGAUGUAAAGAAUAAGAAGACUUAUAUAGCUAGUGACGAUGGACUUUAUUACUUAGAUGAAAACAAUAAAGCUCAAUUUCAAAGUCUUAAAGACGAUGAUAUAGUUCAACUCUUCAAACCACCAAGCGAUGAUAAACUAUACGCAGUGUUCUUCCCAGAAAAUGAAGUAUACGUAAUUGAUAUUAAAAAGAAUGAGAAGAAGAAAGUUGAUAAUGUUCCCUGCGCUUUCAUUCUAGCAGUUGAUGCUCAAGAUAAUAUUUAUUACGAAUGUGAUUCUAAGUAUGUAAAAGUUAUUCUUAAAGGUUUUCAAGAACCGAUAGAAUUUGUGGGAAUAGCUAAGAAUUCUGCUAGAGCAAUAGCCGUGGAUUCUUAUAACAGGGUUGUAUUAGCUACUAACGAUGGCCUUUAUUGGGUCAAGCCUGAUAAUGUUAUUCCUUCUAAGUUCAUGGACCUGGACUAUGUGCCUUCUGGAUUGGCAUUUGACUAUGAUGAUGUCUAUGUCGCAGCCAGCGGAGUCAUCUAUAAGUACAGUGCUAGCGGUUGUAAAUGAGUAAUAAAUUUUUUAUUAAGUAAAUGUUGUUGAAUUUUUA